AUGGUUGCUGUGACCGCUCUGCUGUUAGUUCUUGCCCUUGUCUCCGUCGCGGAUUUUCAAGAGGCAGUUGACACAGAAUGCUGCGCGGACGCCGUUGUAGAUGAUGCACAGAAUACAGAGGAAAGUGAACAGGAGUUGGAUGUGGAAUUAGAGGAAGCAUGUCCUGAGCUGAGUGGCCAGAUCAUAGGAGGAAGGCCAACGUCAGUGCAGCGACACCCUUACCAAGUGUCCAUGGUGCUGAAUGGAAACUCCUUCUGCGGCGGUUUCAUCAUCAGCCAGGACUACGUGCUGACUGCUGCUCAUUGUGUGCAAAACACAUCACCAACCGCCAUCCGGCUUCGUGUUGGGAGUACUCGUCGUGACUCGGGGGGCAGGAUUGUCAGAGUGGCAAACGUUACAGUACACCCUCAAUAUGGAAGACCACAGUUCGACAAUGACAUCGCUGCACUAAGGCUGGCCAGGCCCUUAAGCUUCAAUGCCAAUAUAAGAGCAAUCAGGCUGCCGCAGCCACGACAGCCUGUACCACUUGUUAGGUUAACUGUUACUGGAUGGGGACUUACUGCUGUUGGGGGGCGUCGUAUCCCGCGCAUCAUGAUGGAAGCCAACGUGCCAGUGGUGCCACACUGGCUCUGUCGCCUGUCGUAUGGACAGUCCCUGACCAACAACAUGUUCUGCGGAGGACAUUUCCUAAUAGGAGGAGUGUCAUCUUGUCAGGGUGACUCCGGAGGACCAGCCGUGUUCCGGGACACAGCAUUUGGCGUCGUAUCGUUCGCGAGAGGAUGUGCAUUACCGCUGUCACCGACCGUCUUCACCAACAUCGCUUCCCUCAGAAAUUGGAUCACAGACAACACUGGCGUCUGA
Spodoptera exigua (beet armyworm) is the source of this 861-nucleotide messenger RNA. NCBI's taxonomy places the organism in Eukaryota, Metazoa, Arthropoda, Insecta, Lepidoptera, Noctuidae. The record is from the annotation of a GenBank genome assembly.